This is a messenger RNA of Polychytrium aggregatum, 228 nucleotides long. RefSeq lists its product as uncharacterized. The transcript has a single exon. Gene Ontology annotation, molecular function: zinc ion binding. The annotation marks the transcript as partial. The record is from RefSeq and is a predicted model, not a curated record. Lineage: Eukaryota; Fungi; Chytridiomycota; Chytridiomycetes; Polychytriales.
CCCGCUCCGGCCCCAAAGAAGAACUCGUCCAAAUGCUCGGCCCUCGGCUGCACUGAUCGCGCCGUCAAAAUCGUCGGCGAUUGCCGAUACUGUGCCUCCAAGUUUUGCUCGCGGCACCGGCUGCCGGAGGCUCAUGCCUGCCCCAACAUCCAGUCCUGCCGGCAGGAUGCCACUGCUCGCCUCUCUGACCGUCUGAUGGGCGAGAAGUGCGUCGCCAGCAAGGUCUAA